AGGGAGAGAAAAAAAUAAGAAGGAGAAGAAAAUGAGGAGAAAGAAAUUUGUAGAGAGAAAGAAAAAAAGAAAAAAAGAUUGAAAGAUAAAAAAAAAGAAAAAAUUCUAAAAUUUAAAAUUUGAAGUUGGAGAACAUUUAAAAAAUUUAAUAUUUUUAAAAAAUUACACUUAAUUAUAAUUUAAUUGAAAGUUUGACCGAUCAUAGUUGUCAUCAUUUUUUAUUUAAAUAUUUUUUUUCACCUCCGACCUAAUUUUCUCAACUAACACGAGAUCCCAACCAUCACCCUGUAGCCAUUUUCUCUCAUACGAUUCAAAUUCUCGUAGAGAAACGAUCUCAAAAGUUUCUUCUUUUUAUUUUUGAGAAUAAAUCAGCAGAAAAUAAGGAUGGAAAGUGGGGGAUUUAGUGCAGAAGAUCUAUCUAAGAUCGGAGGAAUCGCAACGGUAUCACUGCUGCAUUCAUUCAUCCCAACACAUUGGUUGCCAUUUUCAAUAGUGGGUCGUGCUCAGAAAUGGACUCUUUCACGUACCCUUUUCGUCACUGCAUUUGGAGCAGUAUUGCAUGUAUUAUCCACCUCGCUUCUGGGCAUUACGGCAAUAACAAUUACAAACACAAUUGCUGGGGAGGAAACAGUGCACAAACUGGCUUCCCUACUGCUCGUAUUUCUUGGUGGUAGUUAUGUCAUCUUGCAUCUCUCUGGAAAGGGUGGUCACAGCCAUUCACACAAUCAACCCAUGGAGAAAAUGGCUGUAGCAGGGCUUAUCCUUGUUCCUGCAUUGUCUCCUUGUGCGACCACUCUGCCUGUGUUUCUUGCUGUUGGAAAUUCGUCGUCCAUGAUGGUGCUUGCCAUCAUAGUUUUGCUAUUCAGCACUAUUACUGUAAUGACAUCACUGGUGGCUCUAUCAUUUUAUGGUGCUAGUCAACUUAAAUUUCACUGGGUGGAGCGGUAUGAUAAGCUCCUCGUAGGUUCUGUCCUGUGUUUGGUGGGCAUUUUGACCCUUAUUUUUCAUGAUCACGAUGGAAAAGUAGGUUCUGCAGGAGUCCACGUGCACAGAAAACUAAGUGUGCUCUAGGUGUUAUUCUUCAGCUAGUGAAUCUGUUAUCUGAAGUAACUCAGGAACUUCCUUUUGUUGGUCAUUAUGCAAUAGUGAGUGUUCAAAUUCCUCGUCACACCAGAAAUUAUUCAGCAACCCCCCUAGGUUCCAGAUGCUCGUGCAACUUUCCUGCAUGAACAUUUGCCAUUUUCCAGUUGACUAGUUUCCUCUUGCAACCGGCUCAUGAUGUUCUGGCAUGGGAUCUAGGGCAGUUUAUUUUAAUUUCGAAUUAUGUUAAAAUUUACUUUGGCAUAGCAGCUUCAAUAGGAUGUGUAUUUUAAAGGAUUUUCCUUUGAAACCCUUUCUCUGUAAAUGUAAGUGUACAAUACUCGUCGAGGGAAUACACCGUUUUCUUGUUAUA
This is a messenger RNA of Capsicum annuum, 1453 nucleotides long. RefSeq lists its product as uncharacterized. The transcript has 3 exons. Lineage: Eukaryota; Viridiplantae; Streptophyta; Magnoliopsida; Solanales; Solanaceae. The coding region runs from base 385 to 1071 and encodes 228 amino acids. The record is from RefSeq and is a predicted model, not a curated record.